This is a messenger RNA of Parathielavia appendiculata, 363 nucleotides long. RefSeq lists its product as uncharacterized. The transcript has a single exon. Lineage: Eukaryota; Fungi; Ascomycota; Sordariomycetes; Sordariales; Chaetomiaceae. The annotation marks the transcript as partial. The record is from RefSeq and is a predicted model, not a curated record.
AAAGUGCGGAAUGCUUGCGCAAUCGCUCCAGCCCUGGGCCACGAGUGGCUCUGGGCCGACACGGCAUGCAUCGACAAGACGAGCUCGGCUGAGCACUCCGAGGCCAUCAACUCCAUGCACGCCUGGUGCCGUGAUUCUGUCGAGUGUCUGGUCUAUCUCUCUGGUGUCGAGCACCUGGUCGACGAAGAGACUCUGUGCCCAGGACGGCCUGAAAUUACUGGCUCGCGCUGGUUCACGCGCGGCUGGACUCUGCAAGAGCUUUUGGCACCCAUCAACCUGACAUUUUACUGUUGGAACCUGCAGGGCGACGACCGCUGUGAUAUGCGCUGGAAGAAGCUAUUCCCAGUCAAAGCAGUGGAUUGA